This is a messenger RNA of Cucurbitaria berberidis CBS 394.84, 600 nucleotides long. RefSeq lists its product as uncharacterized. Lineage: Eukaryota; Fungi; Ascomycota; Dothideomycetes; Pleosporales; Cucurbitariaceae. The transcript has a single exon. The annotation marks the transcript as partial. The record is from RefSeq and is a predicted model, not a curated record.
UUCUUCGAACUUCCCCGCGAACUACGUGAUCUUGUCUACCACUUCUUGUGGUAUGAUUAUCCAGACCUGGCCGUAUUGUAUCGCGGAAAAUGGUGCGUAGUGGGUUACCAAACGAUGAAUGCGUUAUCUACGAAAGGGCAAAUUCAGCAACGCAGCCAUCGCCUUCCAGCUUGGCUGUUCAUCAACAAAUUGUUCCACAAAGAGGCCAUUUUCGCUCUCAAUGAGCGAGCAGAAUGGACUUGGUUUCCAUACUGGCGCCACCAGCCAGGCGCUGGAUCUUCAACUCUCUUUGGGCCAUCAACUUCUCAACUCGUAACCCUAAAGCUUGGAGAUCUUGCGCCCACGUCACGCCAACCUUUCGUAAUGGAGUCGCUUGCUGAAAGAGCUCGAAGUCUCAAUCAAAGCUGCCGGAAUCUUAUUGACGACCAUCGUCAUAUAUCAGCGGAUAUGCUGGCUUCAGAGAAGCCACAGGAUCUCCAUAUUUGGUUUGACCUCCCUGAAGACGCGGAUGAAGACACGUUCGAGUGCUUUGCGAACAUGGACCUCGAGUUCUUAGAAUUGUUCCAACGGAUUCAAUUAAGAGACCUAGUUAUUUACGUU